Molecule: messenger RNA, 477 nt
Organism: Penicillium angulare
Lineage: Eukaryota; Fungi; Ascomycota; Eurotiomycetes; Eurotiales; Aspergillaceae
Product: DUF3632 domain-containing protein
Exons: 2
Coding region: 1-477 (158 amino acids)
Source: RefSeq, a predicted model, not a curated record
AUGCCUAUUUUCGAAACUUGCAUGGCCGAGUCUUUUAUGCUACCCCUUCAUAUGGACGAUGACUACGAUGAAGAAAUCGCUGAAUCAAAUUUGAACCUUAAGUCCCUCAUGGCUAGACUUUUUGGAAAGAAGAUGAUUGUUGGACUUGAAUAUCCUGUUUGGGUUUUUAGGGAAGCAUUGGAAGAGCCACAUCAACGGAUAUUUGCAAUGAAUCCCCUUGUCGACCUGAUGAAGGAGUGGAUUUACCAUUCUGGCGAAGUCAUCUAUGCGAGUAUAAACGGAAAAGAGCUGGCGCGGAUCGUUAAAUUGACCAAGCCAGGCACUCUUUAUAAUGGGGAAUCAUCAAUCAGCCAUGACAGAUGGAAAUUCUGGAAGGAAAAGUUACCUGGGAUCGCAGCAUUCGUUUCGGGAGGAAAGAAGUCAGUUUUGAAGGAAAUCGAACGGAAAAUGACUGAAAUUGAGAAUCUGAAUGAGUAG